AUGCGCUCAUUCACUAUUUUGACCGCCCUCGCUGCGCUGGCAACGUCUACUCUCGCUUCCAUUGACUCCAACGGCCACACCGCUCGACCUCACGGAAGACGAUCGCAACGGUCGACGAUGCGUCGACUGCGCCGGGCUGAACCUGUAGAAGGUGAGGUGUGCUGCUGUACCUAUGACUGCGCCACGUGGCUUGGGAUUCCCAAAUCCCGAGGACCACGGAACGUAGCCCACCUCUACGCCGCGCGGAUGAUGUUUCUUCGGAAUCCGGUCGAAUGUGGCUCAACUUGCCGAAAUUCGCGCAGCAGAACCACGUGCGCGAGGCGCUAGCGCGCCAAGUCGCGUGGAAGAGGUCCCGACAUGAGAUGACGCCAAAUCGGUACUUUACGCCGCAGCACCGACUAAUCCCUACUUUUUCUACUCCUGGAUCUACCUACCUAUUCACAGUCCUGAAGCUCGCCGUUGUGGUUUCGCCUACUGCUCCAUCGGCGGGGGCCGAUGAUUUGUCUGCCACAUCCGUUGCUGCCUCUUCAAGCGAGGUAGCCAAGACCAGCAAGCGGGCGGCGACCUCGACCACGCGCGCGCAGACCUCGACUACGUCCACGGCUUCCAAGUCCAGUCCUACCCCGAUCAAGAUUUCAACACCGUCUUACAACUCGACCGCCAUCUGGUAUGCCACCACGGGCUUUGUAACAUCGUGCAAGGUUACCAUCUCGUGAGUCGCGAGCGUUUCCGCCUCCUCUCGCGUUAUGCUGCCCUCGGAGCGCUGACUCGAUCUGAAUGGGCAACGACAACAAGGAACGACGACGACAUCAUCGCUCUUCCGGAAGCCUUGUACUCCAAUGGACACCAGGUGUCAGACUUCUGUGGUCAAUCGGUCCUUGCGACGAACCCCACGACGGGGGCGCAGGUCGUUCUCAAGGUCGCAUCGGCCUCGUGGCGCAGCGAAUACACAAUCGUCACUCGGAAUACCUUCAUCGCGCUUGGCGGUGUGCCCGUUGAAGGCGAGUUGCCGAUAAGUUUCCAGUUCCUUCGAGCCUCGGUAGCCAAGGAAGCCGUGCAUGAGGUCAAGCUCUACGCCGUCUCUUCGUCGGCGGCCGCGGCGGCGUCAGCUUCGAGCGCCGACGCCGCUGCUUCCGAGUCUGCAUCUCUCUCCAAAGCCGCCGCGUCCAAAUCUGUAUCCCUUGCAGCCUCUGCUUCGGCUGCGUCUUCCCGAAGCGCCGCCGCCACCGCCAAGGCCGACGCCAAGGCCAAGGCCGAUGCCAAAGCUAAAGCUCAAGCCCAAGCGGAUGCCGAUGAAGCCGAGGCGCACUCCUCUUCUGUGGCUGCUUCCGCAGCAGCAGCAUCCAAGGCCGCCGCCGAGCGAACAACAACCACCGAGCCCAAGAAGACGACUGCCCCCAUUCUUGCCAAGGAGGAGACGACGGAGAAAGCCAAGCCUACGCCUGUAAAGGCCGUUGUCGUUGCGACGACUCCCGCCACGGCAACCACGACCAGCGCCGCGAGCAGCGGCAGCAGCAGUGGCGGUAACAGCAGUGGCGGUAGCAGCAGUGGCGGUAGCAGCAGUGGCGGUAGCAGCGGUAGUGGAGGAUCCGGUGACGCGCACACUGGCGGAUACGCAACCUUCUACACGCAAAAUGGUGUCGCCGGGAACUGCGGUACCGUUGCUCAAGACUCUGACUACGUGAUCGCGCUCCCUACGGCGAUGUACGCCAACGGUGCUCACUGCGGCAAAAAGAUCGUCGUCACUCGAGUCUCCGAUGGGGCCAAAGUCACUGCCACCGUUCGGGAUUCGUGCCCGGUAAGUUCCAAUCGUUGCGUGGAUGCUGUGUCUCUGCUAGAUCAUUCGCUGAAGAUCAUUCGCUGACCUGCCGUCGUGACGCCUUGCGCAGUCUUGCGUCAACAACGAGUGCCUCGACCUCUCGGUUGCUGCGUUCACUGCGAUCGCCACUGAGGAAGAAGGCAUGGUCUCUAUUACUUGGCAAUGGGUUGCUUAA
This is a messenger RNA of Microbotryum saponariae, 1994 nucleotides long. The record is from the annotation of a GenBank genome assembly. NCBI's taxonomy places the organism in Eukaryota, Fungi, Basidiomycota, Microbotryomycetes, Microbotryales, Microbotryaceae.